AAAUUUCCAUCCCGCAAAGAAAUUCUUACAUGUUUUUUUUCUUAAAAAACCACCUCGGCGCUGGAAACCGUCAUUUGACGUGGCAUAACCAUUGUUCGCCAACAAAAACACACACUAUUCAAUCAUCUUCUCCCAACUUCCCAUUGUCAGGCUUUCUCCUUUUCCAACAACAACAACAAUGAGUUGCCCCAAUCUUCUGCCACAACUUCAACACCAUCUUACCAAAAUAACCAACUCAAGUUUCACGAUUCCACUAAAACAGUUCAUCCAGCCUACACCAAUGGACUCACAACGAUCAACACACACAAUCCGGUCACACGGGCUCGCAUUAGCCCGUAUUCACUUCCAUGAUUGGUUGAUUCUUUCACUACUAUUAGCAGUUAUGAUCAUUUUAAGUCUUGUUCAUCCUUUCAACCGCUUUGUUGGAAGAGAUAUGAUGACUGAUCUAAAGUAUCCAAUGAGGGAGAGCACUAUACCCUUUUGGACCGUUCCGUUGUAUGCGGUUUUGUUGCCGGUGGCGGUUUUUGGGGCGUUUUAUUAUUAUAGACGGGAUGUUUAUGAUCUUCAUCAUGCUGUGUUAGGGCUUUUGUUCUCGGUUUUUAUAACUGGUGUUAUAACGGAAGCGGUUAAAGAUGCGGUUGGUCGACCACGCCCGGAUUUUUUCUGGAGGUGUUUUCCUGAUGGGCAAGAUCUAUACGAUCAAUGGGGAGAUGUUAUAUGUCACGGUGAUAUCAAUGUUAUACGACAAGGCCACAAGAGUUUCCCAAGUGGGCAUUCUUCGUGGUCUUUUUCUGGUCUCGGGUUUUUGUCACUUUACUUAUCUGGAAAAAUAAAAGCAUUUGAUCGCCAAGGCCAUGCUGCAAAGCUAUGUGUAGUUUUCUUCCCGUUGCUCGUUGCAUGUCUAGUCGCCAUUUCUAGAAUCGAUAACUAUCGCCACCACUGGCAGGAUGUAGUUGGCGGAGGUCUUAUAGGUAUAACAAUGGCGGUAUUUUGCUACCUGCAGUUCUUUGCACCACCAUAUUAUAGUGAAGGAUGGGGACCGUAUGCAUUUUUCCGGGCUUUAGAGGAUUCGUGUGCAAUCACUCAAGUUUCCGGGCUUCCCCCUACGCGUGAUGGUGUGGGUGGUCACGUUGAGAUUCAGCAACGUGGGACCGGGAGGGACAGCAAUUCGGCAAUGAUGUGUUCGCAUGAUGGUUCAGAUAUGUCCAUAGAGGAUCUUGAAUCGGGUGGGCGGCAGUCAUGAUGUAUUAUGGUUAGUUAGUGUUAGAAACCUAGGUUCUGUUUCUGUUCGCGGUGUACGUCCCUUAAUCUGUAUGUAUGUAGGUCGAUUCUAUCUGUUUAUGUUAUACUCUAACCGAUUACUAUAUUUGUUAAGCUAAGCUGGGAUGAAACGUUGCUCCUUAUUACCUAUCA
Messenger RNA from Helianthus annuus (common sunflower), 1413 nucleotides. Its product is annotated as lipid phosphate phosphatase 2. The record is from RefSeq and is a predicted model, not a curated record. Gene Ontology annotation, molecular function: phosphatidate phosphatase activity. Gene Ontology annotation, biological process: phospholipid metabolic process. Bases 179 to 1243 code for a protein of 354 amino acids. The transcript is spliced from 7 exons. NCBI's taxonomy places the organism in Eukaryota, Viridiplantae, Streptophyta, Magnoliopsida, Asterales, Asteraceae.